AUGAACAUAGAGGAAAGAAAACGGUACGAUCGUCAAGUUCGUUUGUGGGGUAAGGCCACACAAGAACAACUACGGCAAACAGAGGUAUAUGUUAAUGGGAUAACUUCUGCCACUGCAGAAAUAACAAAAAAUCUAGUUUUGGCUGGUGUUUGUAGAGUAGUUGUAAACGAUGAGUCUAAUAUUGAGGAUGGUGAUGUAAGUACUAGUUUUCUAGUACAGAAUUGGACUAAAGGUGAGACAAGGGGCGAAGUAUCUGUUAGACGACUCGGGGCAUUAAAUCCCUAUGUUGAUGUUUCUCUGGCAACACAAAUAAAACAUAAGGAGAUGCUUUCAACUCAAACCUCAUUCAUCGUAAGUGUCUCUUACAUUCAAGGGAGUAAUGAAGCUCUUUGGGAAUAUAGCUGCGCUCAGCAAAAUGUUUUGGCUGAUCUCUUAGUUUUUGUGAUAGAACUUGGACACAUAACGAUGGGUCUGUUUUUAUCAAAAAAGCAAAAACUCCCGUAUAAGGAACAACUAGAUUUAUUACUCACAAAAAAUACUUCCCUGAGACCUACUCUUUUUCAGUUAUCACUACUUUUAAUGAGAAUGGAAGAAUGUCAUAAAGAAGCAACUUACUUUGAACGACUUGUUUUUGCGAGAGAUAUCAUAAUAAAGUAUGGUCUUUCUCAAUUAAAACGUGAAGAUAUAGAAUAUGCUGUUGGAUUCACUCCAAAACAUCAUUCUGUAAAUGCAAUUGAUGCAACUGUUGCAGGGGGGAUAUUCGCUCAACUAAUUAUAGGUAAACUUAGUUCUGGAAAUAAAGAAGAAGAAGGGAAUGAAGGUUAUGCUUGGGCGAUAUGCGAUAAUAGCUGUGGUACAAAUGUGCAGGUUGGACCUCUGUUUGUUCCCUAG
Trypanosoma theileri is the source of this 891-nucleotide messenger RNA. Its product is annotated as ubiquitin activating enzyme. The record is from RefSeq and is a predicted model, not a curated record. Gene Ontology annotation, biological process: protein neddylation. Gene Ontology annotation, molecular function: NEDD8 activating enzyme activity. Gene Ontology annotation, cellular component: cytoplasm. The transcript has a single exon. Lineage: Eukaryota; Euglenozoa; Kinetoplastea; Trypanosomatida; Trypanosomatidae. Bases 1 to 891 code for a protein of 296 amino acids.